Molecule: messenger RNA, 2407 nt
Organism: Triplophysa rosa
Lineage: Eukaryota; Metazoa; Chordata; Actinopteri; Cypriniformes; Nemacheilidae
Product: transmembrane protein 236
Exons: 5
Coding region: 515-1915 (466 amino acids)
Source: RefSeq, a predicted model, not a curated record
AUUCGAUUUUCUUUCCCAGUAUGACUUUCUAUUAUGUUGGUCUUUGGUAAUAUCCCUUUAAAAGGUUCCCAUCUGACGUCAUCGUCCAGGAAGUGACACCUUUCUGAUGGGAAAUCUGCACAAACAACAGCAAGUAUUUGAUGAAAUUAAAGAAAUCGAUGUGAAAAUGUUUUUGUUUAAAUGUGUAAAGAUUAAAGUUGAUCAAAGUUAAAUGUUUUUAAAGUUAAACGUAACCGCUUGACAAGAACGACACAUUCAACCAUUUAAACCAUUUUUACUACUGUUAUUGUGUGUGUGUUUUUGUUGUGUGAUGUCAGUGUUAUUGUGUGUGUUUGUUGUGUGAUGUCAGUGUUAUUGUGUGUGUUUGUUGUGUGAUGUCAGUGUUAUUGUGUGUGUGUUUGUUGUGUGAUGUCAGUGUUAUUGUGUGUGAUGUCAGUGUUUGUGUGUGUGUGCGUGUUUGUUGUGUGGUGUGGCUGUUGUCGUGUGUUCAGGUUUGCUCUGAUAUGGCAACACAAUGGUGAGUGCAGAGUCAGCGCUGAAGCUCAUUGGUGUGAAUGGAACAUGCAGCACUCACACAAUCAACUCAAGCCUACAGCCAAGUCUCAUUGUUUCUCGUCUCGUUCUCAUCAUGGGCUCAGGGAGCAGGAUUAAGUUUGCUGUCUGUGAGCUUCUGCAGUUCGCAGGUUUUUGCGUUCCACACUUUAUCGUAAUGCAGCGUUUCGCUGUCAUCUUAGCUCGAGCAAUGAGCCAAUCGCAGGCCUCUGCCGGGAAUGCAACGACAGCUUAUUGGCUGGUCGUGGCAUCGUCCGUGGCCUACGUGACAUCAAUGGCCAUGCUGAUCUGGCUGCCUAUGAAGUACAUGGUCUUUAUGAAGAAGAAAGCACUGGUGGGCCGGGAGAAGUGGAGACCUGUUGCUUUGGCUUAUGUGCUUCUCUCGACGCUGCCCUAUUUCGCUUUCCUCAUCGCCAGUUCUGAGGUACAGAUUAGAAAUGAUCUGAGGUUAGACACAUUUGCCGAAUUGCCCGUGUCACUGGUUCUUUUCUCUCUGAUUUGCAUCGAUAUAGUGGAACGAAUCCGUCAUUGCAGACUUACUGGUCAAGCUAAUGAACUGGCACGUGAUCCGGACAUUGCCUCUCCAGUGGUGACACAUGUUGGUCGAGUUUCUUCUAUAGUCUCUCCUGCGAGCGGGCCAUCACCUGCAGCUAACAUUGGUGCAGAUCACGCAGCGCAGACGGCGAACGGGAUCGUGCGAGGGUUGUCUGCCAGCGCGACCAUUACGGGCUUAUCGGGCAGCGGGACGGCCCCGGGUCACGCCGCCAACGCACCGGUUCCAUUGCUGCCCAAUAACGGAGCAGUUUCAGGCCUGCCAUUUGCAGGGGUCCAUGGCAACACAACAAUUCCAGGGUUGCCCGACAACGGUGCAUUUCCAAGACCGAUACCAGGCAACCACAGGCAGACAUGUGGCAUUCCGGGAGUUUAUCCACAAUCCGCCAUACCCUUUGCAAACUUUCCAGCCGCCCCUCCGUACUCAGGACCGCUCAGAUUCCUGCUAGCCAGUGACGUCCGCGCCGACGUGUUCGCCAACAGCUUUUUGUUCUGGUUGGAUACGGUGGAGAUGGUUCGGGUAACGGGUCACACCCCUGUGUAUUUUUCCGGCUGGGCUUUACCGGUUUACCUCUUUUGUUUCCUAUCCUCGAUGCGAUUGGUUUUAACACCUCACAGUCCCCUCCUGUCACCUCUGGGUGUGGUUCUUCAAGAUCUUCCCUUUCUUGUCUUGAGAACGGCAUUGAUCGCUUUGUUCGGUUUUGUUACGCCGCUGCUGUACGUGAUGAAGAAUCUGCUGGUCUGCCUGGCCUACAUCUACUUCAACUUCAUGACAAAACUGAAAGUGUUCAACACGGAGAGAAUGUUCUGAUGGAGAUGCUUGGAGAAAUAACAGAAGCACAUUUAUGACUUAGAAAACGGACUAAAUAUAAAGUAUUGCAAUUUGACAGGAUCGUGGGGCUGUUUCUGGCAUCUUGUUCUCUGAAUGUAAUGAAUGUUCUGCCAAACACUUAUUUUAUAACCCGAAAGAGUGAUUUAUUUUCUUACUGGUUGGUUUGGAUCUACAUAGCACAGAGAUUUUUAAGAAUGUUCUUCUCUUUGUGACAAACAGAGUCGAAUAAAAAUGGGAAAUUAGAAAGUCAUGUCUUGGAAAUCCAUCCAAAGUUUUUUUUCACUUUAUCUUUCAUGUAUGUGAUUUUAUGCGCAUGAUUGAAUUCUGACAGGAAACAGGAUGUCCAUGUGACAAUUAAAGAAGCUUGAACCUCUUAUUUCCUUCUUGCCGAGCUUCAUCUUCUCCAGAACUGCAUCGUGUCUGGAAUCUCACCAAAUCAGCAUUUUCACCCCUGUUGAAAGUAAGACACAA